CCACACAGAAGGAGUGCGCAAGCAGAAUCUACGUAGUAUCCCCGGAAUGGUGUAACGGAGUGCGCCCCUAGCAAAUUGAGAAUCGAAUUAUGAUGUGAUCGCUGUGACGAACAGUAAUAGUGAAAAAAAAAUGACUUAGUAAAAUGCCCCCCAGGAGAAAAAACAACAAACCCCGAUACUGGGGUAAACGAGCAAUCAAGUGCCGCAAUUCUGUAGAAAAUCAUGGAUGUGACCCGGAAGGACCGCAAACAGCGUCAAGAAGCUCUCCGCCUCGAAGUGGCAAGAAUACGGGACAACAUGCGAGCAGCAGAAGAGCAACAGAGGCGAGAGCGGGACGCUAAGAGGGCGGAAAUACUGGCUCCAAUACCGUACUGUGACAUUCACAGCAAUCAGCGUUCCCGGCAUCGAAGGCGUAGCCGGCAUCGUAGAGUGCAGGAGAUGCUCAAUACAACCCGGCUCGAUUUCGACGAACUGGACGAGUACUCCGACGAAGAAAAUCAGACCUCUCGAAACCAGCGGACAACGGAGAGGAGGGUCGCGGCGGGUCCAAUGGGGAUCCCAAGGAGACGCAGAACCCGGGCUAUGACAUGCAACUGCCCCGAUCAGGCCGAGACCCGCCGACAGCACGAAGAAGCUAGCCGGGCAGCGGCCGAACUCGCCACCGUUCGCUGUAUCGUUGCGAACCGAAUAGCACGGUACUACGCCUAUGCCAGUACGCUGAUGGAGUACGUUAACCAGGAAAAGGCCAUGGCCUCGAUCAACCGGCGCUACCGGGCGCGAGACUUGAACACCAUCGUAGCGUGGAAAACGGAAAUGUACAAAGCUUGGCUAGCGACAAACGCUGCUACGACAGAGCGAGACGAUCGGUCGGAUUCCGAGAAAAAAGACAAAAAAGAGAAAGAUAGCUCGAAAGAACACAAGAAGGAUUCUUCCAAAUGACGGGGAAUCAGAAUGUCUCUAGGUUCCAAUCGACAACUUGAACGACUCUUCUAGUUUACGUCACGAAAACAAUAGCACAUAAGAUUUUAACUAUACUUAACAAGUGUCAGUCGUGUCACGUAACCUAUUGUAAAGUAAGCAUAGUAACCAAACAAUUGUAUUUUUGUGUGAUUGUGCAGACCCGUUUUUUAUCAAUACACAUUUGUAUCAAACCUAAAGUCAACUGCUAGAAAAUUAAGAAAUUUUCCAUGGCCGAAACAACGGGUUUUUUUUAACAGAAAUCUCAGACGAAGUAUCUCGUUUUGAAUUCAAUCUCAACUCUAAAUUUAUUGCAGAAAAGACAAAGUAAGAUAAACAGACAUUGAAAAAUAAAUAUGAUAAUGACUUGACAGCACCGUAAAAAUUUCCAAAAUUCAAAGAGGUAGGCAAUAUGUUUGUAUGUAGUUUACCAGAGUGUGUUCGUUGUAACUUUUUUCAACGAACUUAAAUCGCUUCCAGACUUCAAUGAUGUGAAUAAAAAGCACUUGUUCUAAAGUUCGGCCAGAAGUUCUUGUGAUUAUUUGAUAAGUACUUUUAACUCAGGUUUAAAAUCUGCUGAAGUAUUAGGCGAUGUUA
Messenger RNA from Uranotaenia lowii, 1554 nucleotides. RefSeq lists its product as uncharacterized. Lineage: Eukaryota; Metazoa; Arthropoda; Insecta; Diptera; Culicidae. Bases 223 to 939 code for a protein of 238 amino acids. The record is from RefSeq and is a predicted model, not a curated record. The transcript is spliced from 2 exons.